Vigna unguiculata (cowpea) is the source of this 1594-nucleotide messenger RNA. RefSeq names its product UDP-glycosyltransferase 87A1-like. Gene Ontology annotation, molecular function: quercetin 7-O-glucosyltransferase activity; quercetin 3-O-glucosyltransferase activity. The record is from RefSeq and is a predicted model, not a curated record. Lineage: Eukaryota; Viridiplantae; Streptophyta; Magnoliopsida; Fabales; Fabaceae.
UGCACAGUGUAGAAAAAUGCGAACACAUAGAACACUCCAGAAGACAAAGAAAUACCCAACACUGACUCUAAUUGACACACUUCUCCGGCUAUGCAUAACUCCGUCAGCGGCGGCGGAAGCGGCAGCGUGUGCCACGUGGUGGCCAUGCCGUUUCCGGGGAGAGGCCACAUCAACCCCAUGAUGAACCUGUGCAAGAUCCUGGCAUCGAGAAGACCCAGCGAUAUUCUCAUAACCUUCGUGGUCACCGAGGAGUGGCUUGGAUUCAUCGCCGCCGAUUCCAAACCGGAAUCCAUUCGCCUCGCCGCCAUCCCCAACGUCAUCCCUAACGAGCGCCACAAAGCCGCCAAUUUUCCCGCUUUCUACGAAGCCGUCAUGACGAACAUGGAAGAGCCCUUUGAUCGGCUCCUCGAUCGGCUCGAGCCGCCGCCGUCCGUGAUUCUAGGCUGCGUUGAGCUGCGCUGGCCCAUCGCCCUCGCAAAUCGAAGGAAUAUUCCCGUGGCUGCGUUUUGGACCAUGUCGGCGUCGUUUUACUCCAUGCUUCAUCACCUUGAUGUAUUUGCACAACAACGGCGUUUGAACGUUGACAAAGAUACGCUGGAGGGACAAGUAGAGAACGUUCCCGGAAUUUCUUCGGCUCAUUUGGCAGACCUUCGAACUGUGCUUCAUGAAAAUGAUCAACGAGUCCUGCAGCUUGCAUUGGAAUGUAUUUCGAAGGUUCCCAAAGCAAAUUAUCUUUUACUCACCACAGUCUAUGAGUUAGAAGCUGAAACAAUUGAAUCCUUAAAAGCUAUAUUUUCAUUUCCAGUCUAUCCUAUUGGCCCUGCAAUACCAUAUCUAGAAUUAGGAGAAAACCCUUCUUCCAUCAACAAUGAUCAUAACCAUGACUAUAUAAAAUGGCUAGAUUCUCAGCCACCUGAAUCAGUAUUGUACAUUUCUUUGGGCAGUUUCCUUUCAGUGUCUAGUGCCCAAAUGGAUCAAAUUGUUGAAGCACUAAACAGUAGCAACGUUCGUUAUCUUUGGGUGGCUAGAGCGGAUGCUUCUUGGUUGAAAGACAAGUGUGGAGGUAAGGGUAUGGUGGUGCCAUGGUGUGACCAAUUGAAGGUGUUGUCUCAUUCUUCUAUAGGUGGAUUUUGGAGCCACUGUGGAUGGAAUUCCACUCUUGAAGCUCUCUUUGCUGGGGUACCAAUGCUCACAUUCCCUCUUUUCUUGGAUCAAGUUCCAAAUAGCAGCCAAAUUGUAGAUGAGUGGAGGAAUGGGUGUAAGGUGGAACAAGAGAAGUUGGAGAGUGAAGAGAUUUUGGCAAAAGAAAAGAUAGAAAAGCUGGUUAAUAGGUUUAUGGAUCUUGAAAGCCAAGAGGGAAAACAGAUCAGGGACAGGGCAAGUGAAAUCAAGGCCAUGUGUCACAGAGCUAUUGGCACAGGUGGGUCCUCUGAUGGGAACCUUGAUGCAUUUAUUAGAUACAUUUCAGAAGACUGAUGCAUUGAGAAGCUUGGAUUAUAUAAAGGGUUGCUGAUUGUAUUUACCUGUAAGGAUGUAUAUAACAUUGUAAGCAUGGAUAAUUCUUCAGUUUUACACUUUCACCUUCUGCCUGUUA